Molecule: messenger RNA, 1934 nt
Organism: Propithecus coquereli (Coquerel's sifaka)
Lineage: Eukaryota; Metazoa; Chordata; Mammalia; Primates; Indriidae
Gene: IVNS1ABP
Product: influenza virus NS1A binding protein
Exons: 11
Coding region: 635-1927 (430 amino acids)
Molecular function (GO): protein binding
Source: RefSeq, a predicted model, not a curated record
GCCGAGGGAUUCCAGCCGGAAGCGGGCUGGGAGGUGUUGGCGGCAGCGGCGGCGCACGUGGUGACGUGCGAGGGGGUGCGGCGCGAGCGGUCGGCGGCGGCAGUGUCUCCCGGUCGCGUGUGGAGGUCGGUCGCUCGGAGCUGCUGGGCGCAGUUUCUCCGCCUGCUGCUUCGGCGCAGCUGUGCCCGCCCGCGAGCGAGUUCCCGCGAAUUCUCGGUGGCGCUCCCCCCUCCUCGCAGCCUCCACUGACUGGCCGCUCGUCCUCCCGCUCGACCGCUUCCUCCCUCCGUCGCCUCGAGGCGCUUUCCGUUGGGCCGAUCCCGCCCGCUUCCUCCUGCUCCCCAUCGAAGCUCUAGAGAUGAAUUUUUCCAUCUCUUCAGAGAUGAACCAGAUUAUGAUGUACCAUUAUCACAGAAGAAAUUUGUGUCUAUAGCUUUUAAGGACUUGAUUACAUCAUUUUCAAGCCUGAUAGUUUUGGAAUCACAAUUAGAGCUUAAGACACGUCUGCCUUUACUCCAGCCACCUGUCUUCAUACCUUGACAACGUGCUGCGUUUUAACACUCCUUUGUCUUUGGAUUAAGAGUUUUCAGAAAUACAUUUGUCACCAAUAUAAUAGCCACAUUUAUAAGGAAAAAUGAUUCCUAACGGAUAUUUGAUGUUUGAAGAUGAAAAUUUUAUCGAGUCUUCUGUUGCCAAAUUAAAUGCCUUGAGGAAAAGUGGCCAGUUCUGUGAUGUUCGACUUCAGGUCUGUGGCCAUGAGAUGUUAGCACACAGAGCAGUAUUGGCUUGCUGCAGUCCCUAUUUAUUUGAAAUAUUUAAUAGUGAUAGUGAUUCUCAUGGAGUUUCUCAUGUUAAAUUUGAUGAUCUCAAUCCAGAAGCUGUUGAAGUCUUGCUGAAUUAUGCCUACACUGCUCAGUUGAAAGCUGAUAAGGAGUUAGUAAAAGAUGUUUAUUCUGCAGCAAAGAAGCUGAAGAUGGACCGAGUAAAGCAGGUUUGUGGUGAUUAUUUACUAUCUAGAAUGGAUGUUACCAGCUGCAUCUCUUACCGAAAUUUUGCAAGUUGUAUGGGAGACUCCCGUUUGUUGAAUAAGGUUGAUGCUUAUAUUCAGGAGCAUUUGUUAGAAAUUUCCGAAGAGGAGGAGUUUCUUAAGCUUCCAAGGUUAAAGUUGGAGGUAAUGCUUGAAGAUAAUGUUUGCUUACCCAGCAAUGGCAAAUUGUAUACAAAGGUAAUCAACUGGGUGCAGCGUAGCAUCUGGGAGAAUGGAGACAGUCUGGAAGAGCUGAUGGAAGAGGUUCAAACCUUGUACUACUCAGCUGAUCACAAGCUGCUUGAUGGGAACCUACUAGAUGGACAGGCUGAGGUGUUUGGCAGUGAUGAUGACCACAUUCAGUUUGUGCAGAAAAAGCCACCACGUGAGAAUGGCCAUAAGCAGAUAAGUAGCAGUUCUACUGGAUGUCUCUCUUCUCCAAAUGCUACAGUACAAAGUCUUAAGCAUGAGUGGAAAAUCAUUGCUUCGGAAAAGACUUCAAAUAACACUUACUUGUGUCUGGCUGUGCUGGAUGGCAUAUUCUCUGUAAUUUUCCUUCAUGGGCGAAACAGUCCACAGAGCUCACCAACGAGUACUCCAAAACUAACUAAGAGUUUAAGCUUUGAGAUGCAACCAGAUGAGCUAAUCGAAAAGCCCAUGUCGCCUAUGCAGUACGCACGAUCUGGCCUGGGAACAGCAGAGAUGAAUGGCAAACUCAUAGCUGCAGGUGGAUAUAAUAGAGAGGAAUGUCUUCGAACAGUUGAAUGCUAUGAUCCACAUACAGAUAACUGGUCCUUUAUUGCUCCUAUGCGAACACCAAGAGCCCGAUUUCAAAUGGCCGUACUCAUGGUAAGCACAUUAUGUUGCAGAAGUAACCCAUAUUUAGCUUUUUUCUCAUAACUGCAGA